AUGUUUAAAAUAACAUCACAGCUGCGCCACUGUGGCGAAAAUAUAUCUGAAUCUGAUAUGAUGGAGAAAACUUUAUCCAUUUUCCAUGCCUCUAACAUGGUUUUGCAGCAGCAGUAUCGCGAAAGAGGCUUCCAGAAAUAUUCUGAGCUGAUCACCUGUCUUUUGUUGGCCGAACAAAAUAAUGAAUUGCUGUUGAAAAAUCACGAAUCUCGGCCGACAGGUGCAAAUCCAUUUCCAGAUGCAAAUACAAUACAACCGGCAAAUCCGGUGUGUGGCCGUGGACAUGUCAGAAAUCAAAUAAUUGAUCGUGAUCAAAAUCAGAAUCGCGGACGGGGCCGGACAAACGCAUACAAUCACAAUAAUUUUCAGAACAGGCCCCGAUAUGUGCCAAAUCGGUGUUAUAAUGACAGAAGGUCGUACAGACGUAAACAAAGGUUUAACACUGGGAGAAAAAGAAACAAUGACGAGGAAUGCACCCGGUGUGGAAUCAAAGGCCAUUGGGCCCAUGUUUGUCGCACAGCCAGUCACUUGGCUGAACUGUAUCGGGCCUCAAAAGAAAUGCAGGGAAGAGUUGCUGCCGAAACAAACCACGCUGCCCAUGAUGACACAUUUGACGAUGUGAUGAAUGAAAAAAUAUCACAUACCUGGAUGUCGAUGAUCUACUUGACAUAG
Molecule: messenger RNA, 672 nt
Organism: Andrographis paniculata
Lineage: Eukaryota; Viridiplantae; Streptophyta; Magnoliopsida; Lamiales; Acanthaceae
Exons: 1
Coding region: 1-672 (223 amino acids)
Source: RefSeq, a predicted model, not a curated record